GCUGAGGCCUCUGCUUGAAUCAUACAAUGAUUACAGCUCGUCCUCUGCUGGAGGACGGAGGGAAGUGCACAGGUGCUGCUCUUAUUAUGAUCACCUGACACGAGUUUGUUUCCCGUUUUCUUUCUCCCUUGAAUUUGCAGCGGCUGCAAAGCAAAGCCGAGGUAAGCUGCUGCGUUUCACCAAUGCUGCUGUUUCACGGUCCUCCAGGCUUCUUCAACACCGAGCGGAAACUCAAAGGCUGCAGCUCCUGAAUGACUCCGGCCGUGAGCUCUCUGUGUGUGUGUGUGUGUGUGUAGACAUGGGGAGGCAUUUCCACAGCGAGGUCGACAUUAACAGUCCAUGGCAUCAGGUGCUGGCCGCCUUCUGGCAGCGCUACCCUAACCCAUACAGCGCCCACGUCCUCACAGAGGACGUCCUGUACCGCGAGGUCACCCCCAGCAACCACCUGUUAUCACGGCGACUGCUGACCAAGACAAACCGGCUGCCGGGCUGGGCGGAGCGCGUGUUCCCCGCUCACAUGGCCCGGGCCGUCUACGUGCUGGAGGACUCCAUCGUGGACCCGCAGACGCACACGUUCACCACCAAGACCUGGAACCUGAACCACAACACGCUGAUGACGGUGGUGGAGCGCUGUGUGUUUGAGGAGGACGGCAGUCGGCCAUCUUGGACCAAACUCAGGAGGGAGGCCUGGAUCCUUUCGGCCGUCUGCGGCCUGGCCCGGCCAUAC
Micropterus salmoides (largemouth bass) is the source of this 727-nucleotide messenger RNA. Its product is annotated as PRELI domain-containing protein 1, mitochondrial-like. The transcript has 4 exons. Gene Ontology annotation, cellular component: mitochondrial intermembrane space. Gene Ontology annotation, molecular function: phosphatidic acid transfer activity. NCBI's taxonomy places the organism in Eukaryota, Metazoa, Chordata, Actinopteri, Centrarchiformes, Centrarchidae. Gene Ontology annotation, biological process: phospholipid transport. The record is from RefSeq and is a predicted model, not a curated record. The annotation marks the transcript as partial.